CUCGAUUUCGGAUCGGGAAUCCCCCUUGGCCCGGCGAUUCUCUCUCUCUCUCUCUCUCUCUCCUCGUGCGCCUUUACCUUUUAUCUGACUUCCGCUGACGCCUGGAAACUUCUGAUCCGAUGUGGGUGGCUACAGCAGUUCCUCGACUGGUUUCUCCGCAUUCGACCUCGACGUCUCAGAUACUUUCGGACCCGAAAUGGAUCGUCCGUUCUCUCGGGAAAACGCUUCGUUUCGAUGUUCGGUAUCGGCCGAGGAGGUUCAAAGUUUCGGGAGCAAAGAAGGAACUCCCCGAGACCGAGUUUCAGAGAGAGGAACCAGUUGCAGAGAGCGAGCCGUCGUCCUUACUAGAAAAGAGUAGUGAAGGCGUUGAUUUGGGAUGGUUGCGCGCCUUUCCUCACGUGGCUAUCGCUUCGAUGGCAAAUUUUCUUUUCGGUUAUCACAUUGGAGUAAUGAAUGGCCCUAUUGUCUCAAUUGCACGAGAACUUGGUUUUGAGGGAAACUCAAUACUUGAGGGACUUGUGGUCAGCAUAUUUAUUGCUGGUGCUUUUAUUGGAAGUAUAAGCGCUGGUUCAUUUGUGGACAAACUCGGUUGCCGGCGUGUCUUUCAAAUUGAUAUGGUACCAUUAAUUCUUGGUGCACUUUUAAGUGCACAAGCCCACUCCAUUGAUGAAAUACUCUGGGGGAGGUUUCUUGUGGGCCUUGGUAUUGGAGUAAACACUGUAGUUGUUCCAAUUUAUAUUUCUGAGGUUGCUCCAACUAAGUAUAGAGGUUCACUGGGAACCGUUUCUCAAAUUGGUACGUGCCUUGGGAUUAUUUUAUCAUUAUUUCUGGGGAUUCCUGCAGAAGAUAAUCCACAUUGGUGGAGGACAAUAUUCUACAUGGCAUGUGUUCCUGGCUUUCUUCUUGCUUGUGGUAUGCAAUUUGCUGUAGACAGUCCUCGCUGGCUGUGUAAAGUAGGAAGAUUGGAUGAUGCCAAAGUAGUUGUACGUAACAUUUGGGGAGAAUCUGAGGUCAACAAAGCAAUUGAAGAAUUUCAGUCAGUCUUUAAGAAUGACGGUAGUGAUAUGGACAGCGGAUGGUUGGAACUCCUUGAGGAUCCACAUUCAAGAGUUGCAUUUAUUGGAGGUACCCUUUUUGUACUUCAGCAAUUUGCAGGCAUAAAUGGAGUUCUUUAUUAUUCAUCGCUGACGUUUCAAAGUGUUGGAAUUUCAAGGGGUGCUCUAGCUAGUUUAUAUGUUGGAUUCACAAACUUCGCCGGUGCGCUUUGCGCAUCUUAUUUAAUGGACAAGCAAGGAAGACAGACGCUUCUUAUUGCAAGUUAUUUGGGAAUGGCAGUGUCCAUGUUUCUGAUUGUCUAUUCUAUCAGCUUUCCACUGGAUGAAGACUUCAGCCACAACUUAUCAAUUCUAGGAACUAUCAUGUAUAUAUUCACAUUUGCUAUUGGAGCUGGUCCAGCAACUGGUCUUAUUAUACCAGAACUGAGCAGCAAUAGAACUCGUGGGAAGAUCAUGGGAUUUAGUUUCUCCGUUCAUUGGGUGUGCAAUUUCUUGGUGGGACUGUUCUUCCUUGAAUUGGCGGAGAAAUUUGGAGUUGCCACAGUUUAUGCUGGCUUUGGCAGUGUUUCCUUAUUGUCAGCUAUUUUUGCCUAUUCCUUUAUAGUGGAAACUAAGGGACGUUCUCUUGAGGAAAUAGAAAUGUCAUUGAAGUCUAAUCGUUCCAGUAGAGCCAAGUGAAGAACCUUGAUUUAUUGACUUGCGGAGGCCAAUGAAGUUUUAGGCUCCCCGGCGUUUAGUAUCUUCGACAGUUGCUUUGUCUCCAAGAUUGUUGCUGGUUUCUGCUAUUUGCCUCAAAUGGUGGACUCUGCAUGAGGUUCAGAUGAAUUUUUUUAUUUGGUAUAGUGUAUAAAAAGUCAGGUGAAAAUUUUACGUUGAGUUUUUUAUGAUUCAUUUAUUCAUUCAAAUGUGACGACAGGUUAUGUAGUAAAUCUCACCAUUUUCUUGUUGAACGAUAAUAUGCAUAGACUACUAAGAACAUUCUGACUGUAAAUUGAUUUUUAAAACAAAAAUUAAAAAGAAAAGACCUCUUUAAUCUUCGGCUGGAAGUGAUGAAUAUGAAGUACACAGUCUCAGUUCACAAGUAA
This is a messenger RNA of Carica papaya (papaya), 2140 nucleotides long. RefSeq names its product Major facilitator superfamily protein. Gene Ontology annotation, cellular component: membrane. Gene Ontology annotation, biological process: monosaccharide transmembrane transport. The record is from RefSeq and is a predicted model, not a curated record. Gene Ontology annotation, molecular function: hexose transmembrane transporter activity. NCBI's taxonomy places the organism in Eukaryota, Viridiplantae, Streptophyta, Magnoliopsida, Brassicales, Caricaceae.